GAAUCUACGCGAUCACCCGGAGUGCACGAGUUUCUCUCACCAUACCUUGAGUUGUUUUACGCAUGCAGUAGGAGUGUUUUUGUGGCAUUCAAACUCCUCAUUCUUGUGCCAGCCUGCAAGUACUCUUCAACUUAUACAGUAGAUACCCUUCACACGAUUGAUGGCAUCCACAACGGAAGAGGUCACUUACGAGACGAUGUUUUGUCCGCGGCGUACUCCUGACGACGUGCCCGACGGGAUCAAGGAGCGUGCUAAAUUAAUCUUACCUCCCGGGAAAGAGGUCCCUGCGAAGUAUCGACUCGACCGUGUCCGUUUGAGACGAGAUCCUGACUACGUCAAGCCCGAAAAACUUUACUGGGCCUUUGGUAUAAACAUUCAAGACUGCGUCGAAUAUCACCGAAAACAUAAUCUUCCUCGACCACCUCCGGGUUUCGAAAAAGGACGUUUCAUAUGGUCAAUGAUCACGCAUGAUGUUGAGCAAGAUCUGCGUAAACAUUGCAACUACGGGUUGAGAUUCUUGUCACCAGUUUCCGUGGAAUACGCCUUGAUGAUAAUCAUAUACGACAGCCACUCGAUUGCUUACAGUAAAUUGAUAGCGCAUGAAGAGGAUGAAGUCGUCCAGAUUAUGAAGGAGAGGAUGGAUGUUUGCAAGAAUCAAGAACCGCGAUGGUUUUUUUGCCCGGUUAAUUUUUAACAGACCUGAUAAUCCCAGUGCAUACAAGAUUAACUUUUACCCUACUCGUUCAUAUAUCGUCAUGUUUGGCUUUUGUAUCGUCGACGAGGACGCGGCGUAGUUAGAUAGCGGCCAACAGGGAUUCUGAGCUGAAAGAUGAACCUAGUCGAGAUGUGGUGCAACUUCAAAUUC
Messenger RNA from Lentinula edodes (shiitake mushroom), 865 nucleotides. RefSeq lists its product as uncharacterized. The transcript is spliced from 3 exons. The coding region runs from base 161 to 694 and encodes 177 amino acids. The record is from RefSeq and is a predicted model, not a curated record. Lineage: Eukaryota; Fungi; Basidiomycota; Agaricomycetes; Agaricales; Omphalotaceae.